UGGGGCGGAGCGGGGCGGGGCGGCCGGUACCUGUGGGCGCAGAGCGCCGCGGCCCUGCCCGAGAAGGGGAUAGCGCCGGCCCGGCCCAGUGAGCCUGCUGUUAACAUCGUGUUCUGUCAAAUGUACUUGGACACACAAUGAAAUGUAGGCAACUUCAGCCUUUAACUUUGAGUUGGAGGAAGUCAAGCUGUUUAUCUUCAGUUAAAGAAAGCAAAACUGAAUGGGGACUUUUUGCUGUAGCACAGUGUUAGUGUCCAGGCCAGACAGCAGAUUAAGAUUCAAGCACCCUUUAAGGACCAAUGUACCCAAUAGCUCAUGGAAGAAAAAAAUCAAACCAGGACAUCCUUGGUUUCCAGACUACCAAAAUAUGGAACAAAAACUUUAGGAAGUGUUUUGCAACCUAUGCCAAAUGGGACUGCUGUUAGUUUAGCAGGGAGCAAUGGUGGCAAUAACUUUGGCAAGCACAAUGGCACCGUUCGCAUGUCUUCCUUUGCUUUCAAUUGGAAAAAAUCAAAUAAAUAUCAACUUCAUGAUCAAAAUGAGAGAGAGACCAACUCUAAGCUUAACUAUAAUGAAAAAUUAAUUGAUUCUGAGAAGUAUUCUCAGUCUCAAGGAGCAUUGGGUAACGAUGUGCUCAGGGUGGGUUUGAACAGUACUGCUUCGGUUGUGUCAAAAGCGGCAAAGCAAACCAAUAUGUUUGUAUCUUCUACUGAGGAAUUAAACCAAAAGUCAGUGCCUGGACUCUCUAGUUCAGCAAAAUUCGCCAAAGGUACCCUGUCAGGAAGGACCUCAUAUUCUGGACUCAGUGCUCCAAAGUCCCAUUUAAAUGGAUUUUAUGGGAAUAGGCCAGUGGUAGGCUUGCAGCGACCUAGAGCUAAUUCCAGUGCCACAAGGACAAGUUCAGGAGAAAGCCUGGCACAGUCUACAGACAACAGCAAGGAUUUUUCCUGUGAAAAAAUGGUAAGAUCACAAAGUUUUUCACAUUCCAUUCAGAAUUCUUUCCUUCCCACUGCAUCUUUAACCAGGUCACAUUCCUUUAAUAAAGCUGUGGAUCUUACAAGGCCUUACCAUAGUCAAAAUGUAGCUGCCAGGACGUCUCAGAGGUCGACUUUGCUGUCAAGAAAUGCACGUCAGACGUUGGAUGCACCCAAUGGAAAUGAACCUAUGAAGUAUGGUUUUAGCAGGCCCUACUCUAGUAUGUCAGCUCCUUGUUCCAAGAAGCCUCCACUGUCAAAUGGAUCUGGAUCAGCACUUUCUUUUGGAUACAGAUUAAGUCGUCCUUCUCUGCUGAAGCCUACCAGGCAGCGAUUUACUGGAAAUAUUGUUGUGGAUGACAGCAAAAAUACAACUCCUGACAUUUGCAUUGUGGAGAACUCUGAAAUUUCAACAAAUAUUAAUAGAGCAAUUGAGAAAAACAGUAUUCUAGAGAGCAACGCUCAAAGAACAGAAUCUGAUGAGAGUCCACAUGAAAGUGUGGGAAAACACGGGUCAAAACUCAUGUGUAUGAGUGAUGAUGGAGAUGAAAUAUCUAUAUCUUCUCUGUCAUCCUCUGAAAAAAAUGAUUUGAGUGAAGACUUCAGUGAUGACUUCAUAGAUAUAGAAGACCAAAACAGAACUAUACAAAUACCACAAAAGGAAAGCUGCCUUCAAGAUUUAGAGCACGGGAGUAGAACGUCAAUGGAGCCGUUCACUUCUCUCAAGGACAGUGGAGGAUCUUGCUGUAAUGCUGAUGACUGGCUUGAUAUAAAUGUGUCUGCAGUGGAUGACAGCAGUGAAAGCACAAAGCCUACUGCUGAGAAUGUGGUUUCCUCAGAGAUGAAUUACAGAACUGGAUCUUCUUUUGAGCUUUCUCCAUCCGACAGCUCUGAUGGCACCUAUAUGUGGGAUGAAGAAGGAUUGGAACCUAUUGGAAGUGUCCAUCCAUGUGGAAGUUAUGAAUCUUCAGAAAUGAACAGCAUAGAUAUCUUGAAUAAUCUUGAUUCUUGUGAUCUUGAAGAUGAUGAUCUCAUGCUUGAUGUGGACCUGCCUGAGGACUCGCCUCAUGACAAAGAGGAAUGUGAAAAUAUGAGCCAUUAUGAUAGACAAGACAGAAAUGCUAGGCAACAUCAGGAAGGAUUCUGGAAAAGAGCACCACAACAGCGAUGGAAUACACAGGAUCACUAUCAUCUCGGCCAUACUGAUCACUAUAUUCAUGGUAAAAAUGACUUGAACAGGGGAUCGAACUACUUGGAAUCUUCUGUUGGUCACUUGGAAAGCUAUGGAGCACCAAAUUUUUACCAGGGUCCUAGACAGCUGGUGGGCUUACCGGACAAUACUGUGAUGAUUGAUGAAAUGACCCUUCGACACAUGGUCCAAGACUGCACAGCUGUGAAAACUCAGUUGUUGAAGUUGAAAAGGUUACUGCACCAGAACGAUGACAAUGUGUCACUCCAGGACAUCUCACUCUCAGUUCCAUCAAGUCCAGAACCACAAGAACCUGAGUCAACUUUUAAGAUGGAUGAUCUCCUGAAUGAAAUCAGGCAGCUUAAAGAUGAACUGAAGAAAAAAGAUGAAACAAUCAACCAAUUAGAGCAUCAACUUGCCACUAGAUGUAACUGCCAGAAAGACAAUAAAAAACCUACAGGGACAACAUACAUGUAUGCUGAUAAAUUUACGCAAACCUCCUGGAGAAGAAGUUCUCCUCAAGUACUACAGCCUUCCAGCAGCCUUCCCAGUUCCACAGACCUCGCCCAGGGAAAACUAACAAAAAUGCCACAUAUCGAGGCCCCCAGUGAAUAUCCCAAGUGCAGUCUGCAUGAAAAUAGCAAUCAUCAGAAUCAAAAUGCUGCAAAUGUCUCUCUCACAAAUAGCCUGAAUGAUAUAAACUCUUUAAUGAACAUUCAAUUAAACAUUAAAGAUGAGAAUGCAUCAUAUUUGGACAAUUUGAAAAACAAAAAUACUGGAGAGGUAGCUGGUAGUAAAGAAGUCGCAUUACCAUCUCGUUCCUGUUUUCAGACCUCUCCACAAGCUGAUGCUAGAGAGGUGCAGACUGAAUUAACUAUGAAAGGUCAACCCUCACUCACAAACCAGGCUCCUCAGCCAAAGACUUCAAGAAUUGCCAAGCCCCCAACUGCUUUAGUGCCUCCGACAAUGGCUGUUCUCGCACGAUCUGCAAAUCAUUCCUCUGCUUCCAAGGAACGUGAGCUUCUACCGUUAAGUAGUUCAGCUCAGCUACAGCCAACAUCUAGUCAAGAUAACCUAAAGGGUAAACAGAGUCAGAAAGUGUCUAAACUUCGCCCACCAACUACUUUUAAGUCUAAGCAAAUGAGCAGUCAGAAAUCCACACCAGUAUCGCCAGAGCCUCAAAACACCAGUGUGAAGACGAGCAUCCCAAAGCCACUGGUACAGAGAAAGGAAAUGACGCCAAUGUCCAAUAUCGGUUUGCGUUCCCGCCUCCCUAAACCAAAGACACAUUGAGAACGUACCUACAGCUCGUUGAAUGAUGCCAUACAUUAAACUGCUUUCUAAGUUUUGACUGCCUGUGAGGUGGCUUUACCUACAGCCUGCAAAACCUGAGCAAAUAUUAAAAGUAGCAUCUUUGUGUAGUGCUUGCAUACUCCAUCCUGUCACGUUUUGAAGCUCUUGUUACGAGCUGUGCAGCUGCUCUUGAGAGUUUUAUUACAUUGAAGGUCUCUUUUAAAGGUCAUAUUGCCCAGUGUUCUGAGUAGUUAACCAAAUAAUGAAGUCUGUGGUGACCAUGAAUACCAGAGUGCUGCACUGUGUAUUUCAGUAUGGCAGAAAUCAUUUCUUACCUCUGAGUUGUUAGACAAUGAAAUUAUUAUUCGGUUUAACUUCUUGAUUUUGAGUAUUUGUUAGAUGAGAGUAGUGGAAAAUUAGACUUACUGGCAGAUGUUUUGUUGGCCAUAAUUCUGACUCUGUAUUCCAGAGGCCUAUGCAAAAAUCCUUGUAUUUAUCAUCUCAAGACUGACAUAUUUAAUGUUAUUUAAUCUGAUGGAUGGGGUGGGUUGUUUUGUUUUGCUGUAAUCUGAAAUUGCUCUAUUCUUUAUUUAUCCUGUUUUCACUGUUCACAGACAAUAAGAGUAUUUCACAGGGUGAAAUGAAUCUUCUCUCUUAAUCAUCAUCAUUUGUUAAAAUGAUUGUGAUAUGUUUUUAUUGUGUUGAAUAGACACAUGACUGGGUAGAUUCUUAAAACGCAGUGCUUAGGAAACUUGUGCAAAGCCUUCCAAUACAGGCUCUUACAAAUUGGUAAUUAAGGAGCCUCUGGUAGUAAGGGGGUCCAUUACACCUUUGUUGAGGUUGCACAACGUGCAUUUUUAAUAUUUUUAAACUUUUAUUGUACUACUUGUAUUUAUUGAUUUCUGUUUAAUGUUGAAAGACUCUGAAGUACCUGACUUGAAAUUUUGCACAAACUUUGCCAUGUGUAUGAGGAUUUGAAACUAUUUUACAGAAUAAAACUUGUAUUUAAAAAAGCAGCUAUUUUUGAAAAAGGACAAAGAAUGAAUUAGCCCCACUUCUUUGCUUUGAGCAAUCCUAUUAUGUCCUAAUCCAGAGCUGGUACUCUUAAGAGUUUUUCAGAGAUAUGUAUUUUGGUUUGGGGUUUUUUUCUAAGUUGAGUUUUUUGUUGGGGUGGUUUUUUUUUAAUUUCUAAAAUGCAUGAUAACUGGGAAGGAGCUUUUGGGGGAAAUAAAGAAACAUUUUUCUGCUCUCUAGGACAAGUAUUUUUUUCUGAAAGUGGUCUGGAAAUACAGACCCGUCAUGGUGCAGCUAUGGGACCAUGACACACGUUCUGUGAGUUAAAUGCAUAUCCAGUGAAGCUUUCCAGAAACUUAAGGUUAUGUCCCAUCUCCAGUUCUUCCCUUCUUUCCCAUCACUGUCUCUUGAAUGUUACCAAUUGGGGUUUGGCUUUUUGUUUUUUUUCUUCCUGUUCAUGGUUUUCAAAUCAUCAGCGGAAGGCUGUUACUGUAACUGCUCAAAAUCUCUUCCUGAACUGCAAAUACCCUCAGUGAAAUGAAACAGAGUAAUAGAUUGUUCCAGGCUUUGGCUAUUGCAUGUUGAGAUGUUACAGUAUUUCCUUUGAGAGAAUUAAAGCAAAUAGGUAAUACACAUUUCAUAACUAAGUUCAAUAAUCAACUUCUGUAAUGUAAGCCCUGUAACUAGGGGUAUCAUGAUGGAUUCCUUAGUUGGGUGGCAGAAGGAAAACAACCAAUUAUCUCACCUGAGUUUUGCAGUACAUAAUUGAUAUCAAAGAAAAUAUUUGGAUCUGUCACACUGUAAACUCUUUUAACUGACAAUGAAGUGGAAAAAUUAAAAGCUUGGGGGGUAAAUGAGUAGGAGGAAGGUUGUAUUUCAGAAGUGCUUAUAUCAGUCUGCAAGAGAGACCUGCAGGACUUCUUGGGAUAAGCAAAAAAUAACAAGAGUAACAUUAAUUGUUACAGUUAAAAUAGGAUCAAAAUAACUAUAAUUCAAGAUUACUGUAACAAUUAUUCAAAAAAAUCUUUCUUUUCUUGAAAAGCAUUGAAUGAGAUGACCUUCAGUGCAAGCAUCUGACUUCAAUGAGAAAACAAAACUGACUGUUUAUGUUCCCCAAAAGUAGCUCCUGGCAGCUAACUGCAUUUCUCAGGAGUUUAAAAACUGCUGAGGAAAUGAUCAGAUUCCUGGUUAAUUUUCAGGUCCAUAUAGAUUUCUAUGAAAGGUGUUUUUUUUUUAAGUUGACUUUCCUUGAAGAGAAGCUGACUUUAUUUUUAGUUGUGUAUGACAUUGUGUAAAAAGACAAUUUUCACUUAAUGCUAUUGACAGAGAUAUUUCACUAUGAGUUCUUUUGCGUCUUCUUCUGGAGGUAUCACCAGCCUGAUUUAGUGAUGGUCAAUUUUUUGUGUUUACAUUUAAAAGUAUAGACACCUGUCUAUCUGCACCUUUACUGAAAAUUAACAAAGCAGAGAGAUGAUCAGGGUUUUCAUAAAAAUAAAGCUAGUUCUUAAUCAUUUCCUUUUUUUUUCAGGAGAAUGAAGAUGUGUUCUGGGGUUUGGGGUUGGGUUUUUUUCUGUGUUGAAAGAGCCUAAGUAAAUGAUAGCAUUGUUAUAGCAUUUCCCCAUUUUGUUCUGACAGAUUAGUGUGUCACUGAGACACAGGAUGUGAUCACAGAUGAGACAGAUGCUAGCCUGAAUUGUAUCUGUAUUCAGCUGCUAACCUCGCAUCCCUUUAAAGACAACUAUGUGUUUUGGCUCUUCAGACUUUACCAUGGAAGGCUCUAUUGCAUGUAUAGUAAGUCCAGAGUACGAGCAAAGCCUGGAAGGGCAGCUGGAAGGAGAGUUGUGAAGUCUGAGGCUUCACUUGGGUGAAGGACAGAGUCGAGGGGAGAUGGAUAACAGGGCACCGUGUAGAGCUUGUUAAAUGGGAUUAAGUAAGUAUUUUCAGGUAACAGAUCUACCUUAUGGAAGGUGCAGAUAUAUCAUCAGUACUGGUGCAGAUACAUCCUAAAUACUUAAAGGAUUUGAUAUCUUCAGGGUCUUUUUAGGUUUGUAAAACUGGUUUAUUGCCAUUUUUAUUGGUUUUGAUUUCUCAUUCUUUUGUGCAAUAUUCACAAAAGUAGUAAACUACUGUUCAGUGUGUGUGUACAGAGGCAAUUACGCAUCUUAGCAAGUGAAUAAACACAGAAGAAAAAACCAGAAUUGCACUUUAAAUGAGCUUUAUUGCUUGGAGUUGUGCCUAAAAUAAUCUAGAUGCCUCCUGCGAUGUGUGGCUUUUGUUUGAAACUAAUUUCUCUGCCAGUGUUGCUGUUUCCAAGGUAUCUUCACGUCACUUUCACAGAAUCAAUACGCACUCUAGCAUGUUUAAGAAUAUUCAUCUAGUGUACUGAGUUUUUGUUGUGCAAUGAUUUUAAUUCAACCGUGGAAUUUUAACACUGAUGAUGCAGUGAGAUUAUUAUCUUCCCCUUCCCUGAAGCUAGUGCUUCCUACUGCCAAUCAAGGCCGAUGGCAAAACUUCCCUGAGACUAGUGUAGCCCUUAAACGUAUGCCGGGUACAUUAUUCUUUUUGUUUGAGAAAAGUGCAAUAUUAUCUCUUAGACUCUCACAAAGGCCCUGGAAAUCUAAAAUGGCACUGCAUUUUUCAUGUAGUUCUGAAACAAGUGACUUUCUCAAGUUGACUUCUCAUAUCAGUGAGACUAGACGUAGCAACUAGACCGCCUCAUAGGUCAGAAAAGUCAUUUCAUCCUCGAUCGAAACACUGAUUUGUUGUAAUGAUGCUGAAAACCUGAAUCCCCUUUGUGUGAUUUACUUUGCAUGUCACAACCAUGUGCACAUUCUAAAGUGUCAUACUUGGGUAGGUUGCAUGUUGGGGAGGGAAGUAUUUCUGUUCUUGCACAGCACAUAAUCCUCUUAAUAUGGACGUUUUCUUGCCAUACGAAUGGAAAUCCGUCCUUGAAUUUGGCUUCCGUAGCUUUUCCUUAUCUCGUUAAAGUGGCUUUUUCUGAGCAGAGUGGAUUGAAUACAUGAUCCUGGUGGUAGGUCUCAGUAUAGUCAUUUUACAACUGUGUUUUAAGGAAAUUCAGUCACUGUUGUGGUAAAGCUGCUCACUGCCUACUUAAUUGUAAAAGCACCACAAUAAAAACAAUAUAAUGCCAGUAUCACUGAAAUCUUAAAUUCAAUACUAGCUGAAACGAGAGGUACCCUUACUAUCUGCUUUGGUUUGUUUUUUUUAACCCAGGCCAGAGUAAAUACUGUAUAUUGGAAUUUGCUUGUAAAGUUGAUGAAAAGACCUGUAUGUAAAAAUUCUUUCCUCGAUGUUGCUCUAGUGAAUAAAAUAAAAGUCAUAAUUCUAAUAA
Colius striatus (speckled mousebird) is the source of this 7822-nucleotide messenger RNA. It is a transcript of the gene CCSER2, whose product is annotated as coiled-coil serine rich protein 2. Gene Ontology annotation, biological process: microtubule bundle formation. Gene Ontology annotation, cellular component: microtubule cytoskeleton. The coding region runs from base 316 to 3456 and encodes 1046 amino acids. Lineage: Eukaryota; Metazoa; Chordata; Aves; Coliiformes; Coliidae. The transcript has 11 exons. The record is from RefSeq and is a predicted model, not a curated record. Gene Ontology annotation, molecular function: microtubule binding.